This is a messenger RNA of Venustampulla echinocandica, 432 nucleotides long. RefSeq lists its product as uncharacterized. The coding region runs from base 1 to 432 and encodes 143 amino acids. Gene Ontology annotation, molecular function: nucleic acid binding. Lineage: Eukaryota; Fungi; Ascomycota; Leotiomycetes; Helotiales; Pleuroascaceae. The transcript has a single exon. The record is from RefSeq and is a predicted model, not a curated record.
AUGUCAAGUGCAUCAUCCCAAAGUAAUAUCGAAGCGGAAUAUUCUCUAUCUGCCCUUCUAUCUCUCCUCGACGACCUCAACAUCGAUCCUCCCUCUUUCUACCUUAGCUUUCAAGGAAAAGAUCUCGGCAGCCACAGCUCCCUAUCCACCAUCUCGCUGUACAUCGCUCCCAUUCAGAAGACAUACCUCAUAAACGUCCACAGCCUCGGCAAUACCACCUUCUCAACCUCCAACAGCAGCAAAACCUCUCUCAAAACCAUCCUCGAAUCUCCCGCUACUCCCAAAGUCAUCUUUGAUAUCCGCAACAGCUCAUACGACCUGUUUACCCAUUUCGGGAUUUCAGUAGAUGGAAUAAAAUACCCCCAAUUCAUAGAACUCGCAACUCGCGAAGGCUUGAAGGUGUUCGUCACUGAUCUGACGAAGUUGCUUUGA